ACUAAACAGUGUUAUGUAUUCAAAGGAUGAUCUCAAUCCGGUUUUAGGAAAAAACGUGCGAUUUUAUUUAACACCAUGUUUAGGCUGUUAGCAGUCUUCCUCCGAACAGUUCUAGUCCUAGGCAUACUUUAGGCGGCUGUUUUGUUUAAAACUAAAGUUGUAAAUUAUACCUAAAUGUGUAGGUAUAAACAAUAAAUACUUACUUACAUAAUUUAUUUAUAAUUGAAGUAAGAUUAUAUUUAAAUAAACGCAAUAUUCUAGUGUUACUCUACUUAUAAACAUUUAUAAUCCAAUCCUCUUAAUUAUAAACAUUUAGUCCAAUUACAUAAGUAUGAUAGGUCCAAUACUGUUGUGUGGUCUGUGCGUGUGUUUUUAUCUACUUCUGUUGGUGCGGAGAUGGAGGUACGAGCGACUUACCUCCAAAAUACCUACCAUACCUGGAGAUCUGCCGUUCAUCAGACAUGCUCACUUGUUGAUUGGUGAUAGUGAAAAUCUACAGAAAUUCAUUGAAGAUAACAGCAACAAAGCUAACAAAUUAGGAGGAAUCAUAAAAGUUUGGAUUGGACGGAGACAACAUUUCUUGGUAACGGAUCCGGAUGUGGCCCUGACGCUGAUGAACGCGUGUUUAAACAAGGCAUACUUCUAUGAAUUCGCAUCAUCCUGGAUCGGGCAAGGGAUCUUCACUGCAAAAGCGGACACCUGGAAAGCGCACCGCAAGCUGCUGAACCCGACGUUCAGCCAGCACGUCCUAGUCGGGUACCUGCAGGUCUUCAACUCCAGGGCUCGGGGGCUGGUCAGUAGCCUCGCUGCGGAAGUAGGGAGGGGGGAGUUUGAUUCGUUCCCAUACCUUGCUGGGUACACUUUGGAGACUAUUUGCAACACAGUAAUGGGCCUCCCCGAAGACACGAGAAGCUCAAUCAUCGACCAGCAGUUCGUGUCAGCGGCUGACACGAUGCUGAACCUGCUGAUCCACCGCGUGCAGAGGGUCUGGUACCACUGGGAGUGGGUGUACGGCUGGUCAGCGAUGAAGCGGGAGGAGGAUCGGGCGGCGAAGGUGUUGAAGACUGCUUCCUAUGAUGUACUUCAGAAACGGAAAGCUUCAAAGUUUAAUUCGCCGAAGGAUGAAAUUAAAAAUGUUGGCAGCAGACAGCAGUCGUUCCUGGACCUCCUGCUAGACUACAACUCAUCAGGACUGCUCUCAGACCAGCAGGUGCUUGAAGAGGUGAACACCAUGAUUGUGGCGGGCUAUGACACCGUGGCCACGGCCCUGCACUUCUGUCUGAUCCUGCUGGGCAGCUACCCUGCGGUUCAGGAGCAGGUUUAUGAGGAACUACAGCGAGUGUUCGGCGACUCUGACCGUGACGUCAGCAAGUGUGACCUGGGCUCGCUGGUACACCUGGAGGCGGUGGUGAAGGAGGCGGGCCGCCUGCUGCCCGCCGGCGCCGCGCUGGCCAGGGAUGUGCACCACGAUGUGGUAUUUGGGUUAGGGUCAAAAUUCGCACCCUGUGGGGGCCGCUCAGACCGUGACGUCAGCAAGUGUGACCUAGGCUCGCUGGUACACCUGGAGGCGGUGGUGAAGGAGGCGGGCCGGCUGCUGCCCGCCGGCGCCGCGCUGGCCAGGGAUGUACACCAGGAUGUGGCGUUUGACAACUACACAAUCCCGGCCGGCAGCAGCUUCGUGCUGUCCCUGUGGGGGCUGAACCGGCACCCGUGCUGGGGCGCGGACGCUCAUGAGUUCAGACCCUCGCGCUGGCUGGAGCCAGACGGGGUGCCCAAACACCCCGCCGCGUACGCCAACUUCGGCGUGGGACGACGAAGCUGUAUUGGUAAAACCUACGCAAUAAUGGCGAUGAAGACAACACUGGCUCACCUGCUGAGACGGUACCGGGUGACGUCAGACCACACCCGGCUGAGACUCAAGUGCGACCUUCUGACCAAGCACGUGGCAGGGCAUCACAUCUCCUUGGAACUCAGAUAAAAAUGUGCCAGUUAUUAUGAAAAUAACGAUUUUGUGUUUUGUUGUCUUGACUCGACUUUGGUCUUUUAUCUUUUUCACUAAAUAUGCCAUGGUCCUCACCUAUUGAUCAGUCUGGUCCACCCCUAAUACAUUGGGACUAUCAUUAUCAUAACACUGAAAAAAAAGUGCAUGCAGAUGGCAGCUAAUCUUCUUCAUCUUCAUCAUCAUCAUCAGCCCGUAGUAGUAAACUGCUGGACAUAG
Messenger RNA from Plutella xylostella (diamondback moth), 2218 nucleotides. The record is from RefSeq and is a predicted model, not a curated record. Lineage: Eukaryota; Metazoa; Arthropoda; Insecta; Lepidoptera; Plutellidae.